GAGCUCACACUGGACCCAAACACAGCACACAAACUUCUCUCUCUCUCUGAGGGGAACAGAAAAGUGACAUGUGGGGGUGAGCAGCUGCCGUAUCCUGACCACCCAGAGAGAUUUUCCUACUCCUACCCCCAGGUGCUGUGCAGAGAGGGUCUGUCUGGACGCCACUCAGAUAGAUGUGACAGUCUGGGUCAGCAUCUAGUCAGCGAGGGUCAGACUGGACGCUAUUACUGGGAGGUUGAGUGCAGUGGUGAUAGGGAUGAGGUAGCAGUGGCCUACAAAAGCAUCCCAAGGACACAGGAGAGCGGAGACAGCACCGGGGUUGGACACAAUGACAAGUCCUGGAGUCUGAGGUGCUAUAGUAACAAGUACGCUGCCUGGCACAAUAAUAAAGGGACCGACAUACCUGCCCCUUCCCCCCACUCCAACAGAGUAGGAGUGUACCUGGACUGGCCGGCAGGCACUCUGUCCUACUACACCGUCUCCUCUGACACACUCACCCACGUGCACACGUUCCACUGCACAUUCACUGAGCCCCUCUACCCAGGGUUUUAUCUUUAUCUGAACUCCUCAGUGUCCCUGUGCCAGAUCACAUGACCUCCUAAUUCUGCAGGAGAGAGAAUGUUGUAUGGUAUUGUAUGUUACAGUAUCUGAAAAUGAAAAUGCUGUGAGUGUGGAUGGGUUUUCUAAGGGCUGGGAGUGCUAACACACUUUAGUAAUUGCAAUUGUGUCAUACCCCUUUUCCACUAAGGCAGUUCUGGUUUCGUAGUCAUUAUAACAACGGGUUCUAAUCAAGAGUUAAUGUUGAUUGACAUCCUAGUUUCUUCUAGCGACUGCAAUAUGCUGACCAAAACAAUUAGGACUCGUCCAGUUUCUUUACUCCACAAAUGGAUACAGUGAUGCAGUUCAACACUCUCAACGUUUUUGGUCUUUUUGUGCUCAAAGUUGAUCGCAAUAAGUUUCUCACCACUACAGUAUGUCUCCAUUUCUGCUGGUUGUUUUGGGAUACAAAUGCCUCAUUAAUGUUACUCAGCUUGAGUAACCCCUGAACAACCUAACACUACCUCACAUUUUAUUUGCGAGGUAUAACAUUGU
Sardina pilchardus (European sardine) is the source of this 1092-nucleotide messenger RNA. Its product is annotated as stonustoxin subunit beta-like. Gene Ontology annotation, molecular function: protein binding. The transcript has a single exon. NCBI's taxonomy places the organism in Eukaryota, Metazoa, Chordata, Actinopteri, Clupeiformes, Clupeidae. The record is from RefSeq and is a predicted model, not a curated record. The annotation marks the transcript as partial.